Messenger RNA from Neoarthrinium moseri, 621 nucleotides. RefSeq lists its product as uncharacterized. The coding region runs from base 1 to 621 and encodes 206 amino acids. The transcript is spliced from 2 exons. Gene Ontology annotation, cellular component: nucleus; cytoplasm; TRAPP complex. The record is from RefSeq and is a predicted model, not a curated record. Gene Ontology annotation, biological process: endoplasmic reticulum to Golgi vesicle-mediated transport. Lineage: Eukaryota; Fungi; Ascomycota; Sordariomycetes; Amphisphaeriales; Apiosporaceae.
AUGGCCACAUCAAUACCCUCGAUCGCCUGCCUGGGCGUGAUAGGUCGUCACAACAACCCUCUGCACACGACCAUCCUCCCGACGACGACCGACCCCAAGACCGGGGCGCCGGCCCCGCUGCGCACACCGCUGCAGUUCUCGCUGCUGCUGUCCAGCACGCUCGACGUCUUCGCCAGCCGCGCCCGCCACGCCUCGGCCUCGGGCACCCUGCUGUCGGGCGACUUCGGCCUGCUGCACGCCGUCGACGACCGCCUGGCCGCCUACGGCUGGGAGACCAACACGGGCGUCAAGUUCGUCGUCGUCGUCGACAUGCGCGGCCGCACCCUGGACCGCACCGGCGGCAGCACGGCGUCCUCCUCCAAGAGCGCCGCCGCCGCUGCCGCCGCCGCCGCGAGCGCCACCGGCGUCGGCCUCCGGGAGGGCGAGCUCAAGGUCGUCUUCCGCGCCAUGCAGACCGCCUACGUCCGCCUGCUGCAGAACCCGUUCUACGACCCCGACGAGGCCGCCGCCGGCGCCGCCGGUGCCGCUGCCCUGGGCAAGCGCAUCACGAGCCGCAAGUUCGCCGAGGAGAUGAGGCGCAUCGGCGAGGUUUGGGUCCCCGGCAGCGUGAACGCCCUUUAA